UACAGAGUUGUACACAACAUGGCGGCUCUUGGCACGGCGUCCUGUCUCCUGGUAGCAGAGUGAAGAGUCCGCUGCACGAAGAAUUGAGGUGUCAUCGGCUCCGGACAUGGCUGUAGCAUUACUCAGCCCCGGCCUCCGGGAGGAUUUCUCACUAAUCAGUGACCGAGACCUGGAGGAGAGGAGUGCUGGCGGAUGGGAGAGCCCCAGGCAUGACAACUGGAGGGACCCCGGGGAAUCUGACUCAGACAGCGAGCAACAGGAGGACAGCAUGGAGGAACCAUUCGAUGGAGUGCUACAUGAAGGAAUGGUUUCAGAUGGACUGUCAGUGUUGGGUCGUUCAGCUCCUGGAACUGAACAAGUGUAUCUGCAUCUAACCAUAUCUGAUAAAAAACUAAAUGAUAUAAAGAUUCUCUGCAAUUAUGCGCAUCUGCAAAAGUUGGAUGUGUCCGGCAAUGAGGUUUGUGAUCUAUCCUGUGUCAGUUACAUGCCUUACUUGACUGAACUGAAUGCCUCCAACAACAAGCUGACUACUUUUUUUGAUUUUGUUCCUCCUAAAAAUCUGAUGGUUGUCAAUUUGUCAUUUAACCAGAUAACUGACAUGAAGGAUUUAUCUGUGCAUAAGGCUCUGACAACACUUUUAUUAAACGAUAAUAAUAUCCAGGAGAUAAUUGGCUUGGAGAAAUGCAUCAGUCUGACACAUCUGAACUUGGCACACAAUAGCAUUUGUAACAUCUGUGAAUUUGGUAACUUACCAAUCAAAACCCUGAAUCUGGCCUCCAAUCAGAUUAGGAGAAUCAGUGGGUUGGAAGAUCUGAAAAGAUUACAAUGUCUGGACCUCUCAUCUAACCAGCUAUCCAGUCUCGAAGGCCUAGAGGGUCUGGAACUUGUGCAGACGCUCAACCUGGAAGACAAUGAAAUUUGUCAGAUCAGUGAAAUUGCUUUCAUUGAAGAGCUGCCUUUGCUCCAUGUUUUGAACCUUCUAAAUAAUCCAGUACAGGAACAAGCUGAAUACUGGCUGUCAGUGCUGUUUAUGCUACAAAGAUUAACGGAAUUGGAUAUGAAAAAGAUCAAAGUUGAGGAGAAGGUGGCGGCAGUGAAUAAGUAUGAUCCUCCCCCAGAGGUAAUUGCUUCACGGGAUCAUAUGGCCAAUGUUAUGUACAGCACGAUCCAGCCACAAAAGAUCUUGGACAGCACAUUGCCGAAUCUGGAUACCGCCUACCCAAUGCUAGUGCUGACAGGGCCCCAGUCCUGUGGGAAGCGGGAGCUAGCACACAGAAUGUGCAGAGAUUUCAAGGAGUUCUUCCGCUACGGCCCCUGUCAUACCACCAGAAAUCCUUACUUUGGAGAAGAGAAAGGGUUUGAUUUCCACUUUGUCACCCCAGAGAUAUUCGAGAAUAUGACAUGCUCCGGUCUGUUUCUCCUGACUUUGAAAUACAGUGGUCACUACUAUGGUCUGAGCAUAGAGGCCGUAGAAUCUGUUGCCAGAGAAGGUCUUGCUUGUUGCACCCACAUGGAAAUAGAGGGUGUUAGAAGUUUGAAGAAUUCCUACUUUAAACCACGCUACAUCUUGCUCCUGCCAUUAAACAAGGAGAAGUAUGAAGGCUGGCUGAGAAGGAAGGGCUUGUUCAGUAGAGCCGAGAUAGAUGUUGCUGUGUCUAGAGUGGAUAUGUAUGUCAAGAUACAACAAGACUGCCCAGGCUACUUUGAUGCUGUCAUCAAUACAGAUGAUUUAGAUGAAGCCUACGGUCAAUUAAGAUUGCUUGUUAAAGAGUACCUAGGCCUGACUGAGCCAGGACAAUCUAGUCAGAGCUUAACCAGAGCUAAAUCCGGAACCGAUUCUGGGAAACCUUUCACUGAAUCCUCACCUAAUGAAGCUACUAAAGAGUCUCAGAACUACAACAAUGAUUUUCAGGAUUCCACUGCAAGAAAUUAUUCUGCUAGAAUCUCAGCCAAGGUUUCCCCACAAAAAACACCUGCAGAGGAAGCCUCUGUUCAGAGACGUCAGCAAGCAACAAGACAGGCUUUAGCAGGAAAGACCCCCGGAACAUACACCCAGCUGUUUCAGAGAGGUCCACUAACUGCCCCAGCAACAUUGGGCACCCACCGCCGCCUUCUAGACCCUGCAUCAUGCUCAUCAAUGAAGCCAAGUGGUAGUAAUGUAACUGCAGAUCGUAGUUUCCCACCAGUCAGCCCUGAAACCAGUUCCAGGGACUCCAGGGCUAGUUCUGGCUUGUCCUUACUGUCUUCUGCUGGUGCGUUUUCUGUUAGAAGAUCAUCUUCCCAGCCAACUCCUGUCAUCAACAUUCAGUCCCCUCCAGAAGAAAGAGUAGAACCACUUGAUCUCUCAGGUAUUAGGCAAGAGCUAGACAGUUUUUCAGGUGAUCAGAAGAGCUUUGGCACCACUCCAGACACACCACGUCUACCAUCAUCUAACCGCUCUGAUGUCAGAACAUUAAAGUCCAAAUCAUGCUCAUCGCUGCCUUCUGCUCAUUCAAGCCGCCCGGGGUCUAAUACCAAACCCAUUCUACCACCUAUUCCAUCAGGACACAAGAAGUCUCCAAUUUAAUUUAGCCAGCC
Messenger RNA from Nanorana parkeri, 2577 nucleotides. It is a transcript of the gene LRGUK, whose product is annotated as leucine rich repeats and guanylate kinase domain containing. Lineage: Eukaryota; Metazoa; Chordata; Amphibia; Anura; Dicroglossidae. The record is from RefSeq and is a predicted model, not a curated record. The transcript is spliced from 20 exons. Gene Ontology annotation, cellular component: cytosol. Gene Ontology annotation, molecular function: protein binding; GMP kinase activity. Bases 107 to 2566 code for a protein of 819 amino acids.